AACUAUCAAACCAUAUUGACUAGAUCGAAAUCAGAACAAUGAAGCAGCCAGAUGAUGGAUUGUCCAGAAAGAAACUUGUUGCUUGGAUUCUCAUCGGCUUCGUUCUCUCCAUUGUGAUAACCGUAAUCUUGGCAGUGGCUUUGUUGAAGGUUAAGGAACCAAGUAUUCAGGUAAACCUCACGCUUAACGUGCAACUUCUGGUCCAAAAUCAAAACAAGGCGAAUUUCGUGAAUGGAGAAGGGAAGAGUUUGCUUGUGUAUAAAGGAAAACCCAUCGGGAAGGAUAUAAUCAAUCCAGGUUUGAUCCCUUCCAAAGGAUCAACCACGCUUGCCACCCGAAUGACCCUCCAGGCGGACAAGAUGGGAACGGAUAUAAUAGAUCUGGCUGAGGAAGUUCUGGCUGGUGAAGUAAACUUGGACACUCUUACGAGCAUUCCAGGCAAGGUCGACACAUUCUUGAAAUUUAUAAAGAAGCGUACUGUUGCACUGCCAAAUGCCGGUUUACCGUUGGCUUUCCAACCUCACAGAUCAAGUCCCAGACAUGCGAGACGGUCAUGGUUGUGAGAGAAUUACCCAAUUAUUUGUGAAUUAUAUCUCAAAGUAUAACAGUAUAUUUUUUUUCUUCAUUUUGUGAAUGGGUUGUCACUGUUUGAAAGGAUUAAGGAGCUGUGUACUCCUUGCAAAUAAUAAUGUGUAUGCACAAUU
This is a messenger RNA of Rubroshorea leprosula, 704 nucleotides long. The record is from the annotation of a GenBank genome assembly. NCBI's taxonomy places the organism in Eukaryota, Viridiplantae, Streptophyta, Magnoliopsida, Malvales, Dipterocarpaceae.